Molecule: messenger RNA, 1672 nt
Organism: Owenia fusiformis
Lineage: Eukaryota; Metazoa; Annelida; Polychaeta; Sabellida; Oweniidae
Source: the annotation of a GenBank genome assembly
UUUAGAGUAGCUACUCGAGUGGAUUUGGCUAACUCUAAACUUCUCAGCUUCCGGAGAUAACGACUUGAUACUAGCCUUGGAAACGGAAUCCGUGUGCAGCUAACUUGUAUAUUUAAUAUAUCUACCGCAUGCAGUGGGGCUACUUGUUGCGUAUAUAAACAAUUUGAGUUCUCUCUACAGCAAAGACCAGCAUAUAAUCGAACACCGGAGAACUUCAUACACUUUCGUACAAGGUCUCAAACGGAAUGUAAAUGACCAACUGUACUGUAUUCGGCUCUAAAUGAUUGCUAGUUCCUGGAAGAGAACGGAUAUCACUUUCUGAUCAACGUUGUACGACGAUACUAUAUAGCUACGGUCCACAGACGUACGUAGUUUCACGUUGACGCAAUUAAGGUUGACGUAGAUUCAUAUCGACAUACCUUGAUGCAAGAUGGUCUACGCGAUUGUUGGACUCCUACUGGUUCCCAUCCUAACGAUCUUGAUCUUGAGGUACAGCAUAAAACGGACGACCUUUUGCAAGAGCACAAGACGACUGACCGGAAAGACAAUACUUAUAACAGGUGGUAACUGUGGUAUUGGACGUGAGGUGGCGCUGGAUUUAGCUAAAAGAGGGGGUAGAGUCAUUAUAGCGUGCAGAAACAAGGAACGGGGACGAGCAGCAGUCGAACAAAUUAAACUAGCUACUAAUAACCAAGAUGUUUUCUUUCGUAUUCUCGAUCUCGCGUCAUUAUCGUCGAUACGAGACUUUGCAAGAGAUUUCAAUCAAGAAGAAGCGAGAUUAGAUAUACUCAUUAAUAAUGCAGCCUAUCUAGGUCCCAAAGAUGUCACUGCGGAUAAUUUUGAGAGAACGAUGGGAGUGAACUACAUUGGCCAUUUCCUUUUGUUCAAUCUUCUACUAGACAAACUAAAACACAGCGCUCCCUGUCGGGUCGUCAACGUACUCUCUGAUUCUUACGGUAUUGGACACAUUGAUACCGACGACCUCAACGGAAGUUUUGUGAAAUAUGACUCAUAUUCCAUGUACGGUACAAGUAAACUUGCGAUUCUACUUUUUACGAUGGAGGCCGAUAAAUCAUUCAAGGAUGAAGGGAUAACAUCGUAUGCGGUACAUCCAGGAGCUACAAACACAUCCCUGUUGCGCAACUGGCCCGGUGUAUUUGGAACAGUUUUGAGACUGGUAGCCAUGAUUUUAUUUCGUUCUCCUGUAGAAGGUGCCCAGUCAAUAAUAAACACAGCUGUGAUUGGUGGGAUUGAAGAAUUUAGCGGGAAACUGUUUUACGAUUGCAAGGUCAUUGAACUGGACCAUAAAUGCAGCAAGCAACUUUACAAGGCAAGCAUGUUGUGGAAAGCAACAGAAGCAUUGUGUGAAACAAAUAAGCCCAUAACACAGGAUGAAGAAAAAAAGGAAAUAUGAGUGUUAUUCUUGCAAUUUUGAACCCAAGCUAUAUUCUUACUUUCAACAUUUUGCUUUUCACUGUAUUUAUGAUAGAUAGCUUAUCUUUACCAUGACGACGUAUUUUUUUGUCAUGAGGUCAUUCAUCUUUGCUAUACAUACCAAUCGAAAUGAAAUUCUUAAUUCACUACAUACACUCUAUCCCAAAAUGAUAAGAUAUCUUGAGAAUCUUUGUCUUAUUCGCGAGUUUGAAUAUAAUAGAGCGUGUAUUGCGUUGAU